AUGAUUGUGCACCGGGACAGGCUGGCCCCAUAUAGGCCGAAACUGCUGGACACUGGGGACGGCGCUCCACCUGCUGUUCAUCUGUUUGCAAAGAAAUCAGUACGAGACUCGAGAAAACUGACCCUGACCUGUCUGAUCACGGGAUUCUACCCCAAAAACGUGAAGAUGAGUCUGAGGAAGUUCGGCACUUCACUUCCUGAACGUCUGAUCACAUCUUCUGGAAUCAGACCCAAUGAUGAUGGAACCUACCAGCUGAGGGAGAGUGUGGAGAUCAGUGGUGAUGAUCCAGCAGAUUAUUACUGUUACGUGUCUCACAGCUCCCUCACAGAACCAGAGAUAAAGAAAUGGGUAAAACCCAAAACCGGCGCUGCACCAGCACUGAAUGGAGGAGUAGUUGGAGGGGUGAUUGUGAUUUUGCUGAGUUUGCUGGGGGUCUUCUCUGUUCUUCGAUGCAAGAGGAGGAGGAGGUGGAGGAGGUGGAAUGGUAAGUAUAAGUGUUUCAGUACAGAUUCUGUUUAA
Astyanax mexicanus (Mexican tetra) is the source of this 519-nucleotide messenger RNA. RefSeq names its product beta-2-microglobulin-like. The transcript has 3 exons. The record is from RefSeq and is a predicted model, not a curated record. Gene Ontology annotation, cellular component: external side of plasma membrane. Gene Ontology annotation, biological process: immune response. The coding region runs from base 1 to 519 and encodes 172 amino acids. Lineage: Eukaryota; Metazoa; Chordata; Actinopteri; Characiformes; Acestrorhamphidae.